This is a messenger RNA of Brassica napus (rape), 3600 nucleotides long. RefSeq names its product protein terminal ear1 homolog. Gene Ontology annotation, molecular function: RNA binding. The coding region runs from base 1192 to 2970 and encodes 592 amino acids. NCBI's taxonomy places the organism in Eukaryota, Viridiplantae, Streptophyta, Magnoliopsida, Brassicales, Brassicaceae. The record is from RefSeq and is a predicted model, not a curated record. The transcript has 5 exons.
GUAUUUUUAUAAUUCUAAUUUAAAUUUUUUAUUGAAUAUUUUUAUUUUUGUAUUUAAAUUGUUUUAGAAAAAAAAAAAAAUUUAUCCUCCCGCAACCGUCCGCAACCGCAAACGCUAGCUGGAACCAGCUUUUGAAUGUAUGAGGUUUAGAGUGAUUUGGAGCGGUUUGGAGCGGCUUGAGCGAUUGUUGCAAAACGCCAACAACCGCUACCAACCGCAAAAGCUGCGUUUGCGGGUGGUAGCGGGAAAACCAGUCAUACCUUUAAUGUUUUGCUGAUUAUGUUAAUUUUUUUUUUUUAUAACUAGUCCUAUUUUUUAUUUAUUUCUUCUUACUUUUUAAUUUUAAAAAGAUAAUAUUAAUUUGACAAUAUUUUAUUUUUAUUUAAAAAAUAUAUUGAAUAUGAAAUAAACUUGGUUCUUGCCUCGUUAAAAACAAUCGUGUUUUUGUUUAAAAGCAAUCAUCGUUAAAAGCAAUCGUGUUUUUGUUUAAAACUAACCACAGAUUCGCGAAACGCGAGUAUCAUUACGACUUAAAACGCAAAGAGUUAAGACCAGCUAAAUAAUGCCGAUCAAUGGCUUGUUUUAGCCAUCUGGAGUUUUGAAAUGCUUUCAACGAGAUCUUUCCCAUUUUCAUAUGCUGCCGUAGUUACUCUCGAUUCUCCCAUCAUCCUCUUUGUUCGAUUCAGUGAUGGUUUUUCUCUGAAACAUACUCGACAGUAAUUAAUAUACAACUUCUCUCUUGUCAAAAAAAAAAAUACAACUUCUCACUUUUUGGGUUUUUUGUUUUUCUUUUCAGAGUUUCAAUUAUUUUUGUAAGAAAAUCUGCAGAACAUAAAAUUAAAGACGAACAUUUUCCACGUACUCAGUAUUCGUGUCGCGUAUGGACUUUAAUCUACAUAUAUAUACUGCCUCGUAAACCAAGAACCCAAACCUACAAAAAGUUAGUAGGGGUAUUAACGUAACUUCGUGAAAAGGAUUAUAAGCCACAGUCAUUUUCGAGGAAACUUAAAUGCUUAUGGAAAGACAUAAAGAAUAUAAAAAUAAAAAAUUAAACAUUUGUUCUCUUCCACUGUCUUGUCUAUAGUGUAAAGAGAGUAAAGAGAGAGAGACGACGUUACAGUACUCUCUCUCACACGAUCACGUUCACCGGUAAAAACAUCAGAACUCCGGUAAGAAAAACAACAAACCCUAAUGGAAGAUUCUAGAGCUUUUCCUUUAGACCCUCGAGCUCAAGAGUUUGUGCCACUAAACCCUAUCUCCUCCCGUUUUUACUUUCCCUACACUUCUCCGCCGCCGCCACCUUUUCCCACGCCUCCUCCGUCGUCGUACGGAUUAUCUCCGACGGUACCAAGAGUUUUCACGUUCUUUAAUCUCCCACCACAUCCGAUGAUGUUUUCUCCUCCUCCUCCUCCACUACCACCACCACCGCGUCCGUAUUUUAACGGUGUCUCAGCCGUUCAACGGCUUCCUUUCCAGUCGAAGUCGCCGACGCGAUCUCUUUCUCUGAUCUCCGUACCGCGUGACGCCACCGAGUCUACGGUGAGACGCGACUUAGAGGUAUUCGGCGACGUGCGUGGCGUGCAAAUGGAGAGAAUCUCUGAAGGAAUCGUGACCGUCCAUUUCUACGAUCUCCGUGACGCUAAAAGAGCUGUUCGAGAGAUUUGUGGUAGACACAUGCAGCACCAAGCCAAGGUUGGUGGCAGUGGUAGCGUUUGGAGCUUGCCAUCUUCUUCUUCACCGGUGCGUGGGUUUGUUUCCGGUAGACCUGUGUGGGCUCAGUUUGUAGUUCAGGCUACAAGUGCGGUUCCUAACGGUUGCAACCAAGGAACGUUGGUGGUCUUUAACUUAAACCCUGAAGUCUCGUCCAUUGCUCUCAGACAGAUUUUCCAAGUUUACGGUCCCAUCAAAGAGUUGAGAGAGACACCGUACAAGAAACAUCAAAGAUUCGUUGAGUUUUACGAUGUAAGGGAUGCAGCGAAAGCGCUUGAUGGAAUUAACGGUGAAGAGAUUUGUGGGAAGGAAGUUGUAAUCGAAUAUAGCCGACCAGGUGGGAUUAAAAACAAGUUCAGGUCACUAAGGCAACCACAUGUACUGUUUCAACCACCACCUAUUCUAGCUCCUCCUAUGAGGCAGCCUCUUACUCUGAUGAAGGAUAAAAACAAGAAUGUGAGCCCUAAUAAUGGAGUUUCUGUUGUUGAAGCUUCUAUGGGUUCGUUGUGUAUCAAAGAUAAUGAGCAUAAUAAGAUCCGAGGAGCGGAGUCCGAAACAAAGAGCAAGAACGUGGCUAAGUGGGGGAAGAAAAGACAUAUGAAGAGCAUGGAACUAAGUCAGUUUCUUAUCAGUGAAGAAACCAUGGAUGAUCCAAGUUGCAGAGAUCCACGUACCACUUUGAUGAUCAAGAACAUACCAAACAAGUACAGCCAAAAGCUGCUGUUGAAUAUGCUGGAUAAUCACUGCGUUCACAUCAACGAAGCGAUCACCGAGGGGAAAGACGAACACGAAGCUCAUCAUCAACCAUUUUCUUCUUAUGAUUUCGUGUAUCUCCCGAUGGAUUUCAACAACAAGUGCAAUGUUGGUUAUGGGUUUGUGAACAUGACGUCUCCGGAGGCAGCUUGGAGGCUUUACAAGGCGUUUCAUCUUCAACGUUGGGAGGUUUUUAAUUCGCAGAAGAUUUGCCAAAUCACAUAUGCGAGAGUUCAGGGCUUGGAGGAUCUAAAGGAACACUUCAAGAGCGCCAAGUUCCCGUGCGAGGCUGAGCUUUACCUUCCGGUAGUUUUUACGCCUCCACGAGACGGCAAGCAGCUAACGGAACCUGUCUCUAUCAACAUCAACGGUUGCACCGGACUCGAUAGUAAACAUCUUGAGCCAAUGGACGGUCAAGAUCUCUCUGUGAGUGGAUCAUGUUGCGGUAGUGACCAUUAUAACAGUCAGGAAGAUGACUUUUCCAGCAGUAGCAUAGACGGUGGCUAGGGUUUAACGGUGGUAGGAGAGACAUCUUUCUAGAAACUGUGUUUGUAAUGUAAACCAUAAAAUGUAAGAAGUGUAAUUAGACAUCAUUUUGUUAAGUUUUUGUGCUUGGUAUGUUAUCUCAAUCUAACUUUAUUUGGUUCAUCAACAUUCAGUUUAUUAACAUCAAAAGUUCUAAACAGUGAUAGUUUGGGUGAAUGAGGUAAGUAGCAAUGAAUUUUAACUAAGUUCAGGCAGGUAAAUGAUUGAGUGGCGGUAUAUUUUUUUGACUACUUAAGUGGUGAUAUAUUUAAAAGAGUAUUUUGAGUUUUAAAUUUGUUUGCAUGCAUACCCGUAUUUAUUUUGUGUUAAUCUUUUUUUUCAUCUCUUGACUAGUUUGUGUUCCUUUAAGAACAUUUUGUUACAUUCUAUAAACUCGUCACAUAUAUGAAAUAUUUGUCACUUAAGCUAACCGUGAUUUAUGAAUGCGAAUUUUUUUUUUCAUUCUGAAAAAAACCAUGUCGAUCACAUUACCCAUUUGAAUGUUUUUUCUUAUAAAAAUCAGGAUUAUUUAUGGUAAACAACUUCAUAUUUCUCCAUUUUGUUUAAUUUUGAACGAAGGAUAAAGAAAUUCGUAAAUAUUUUGGAAUUAUA